Messenger RNA from Fusarium redolens, 1932 nucleotides. RefSeq names its product carotenoid oxygenase. The transcript is spliced from 2 exons. NCBI's taxonomy places the organism in Eukaryota, Fungi, Ascomycota, Sordariomycetes, Hypocreales, Nectriaceae. Gene Ontology annotation, molecular function: carotenoid dioxygenase activity. The coding region runs from base 144 to 1784 and encodes 546 amino acids. The record is from RefSeq and is a predicted model, not a curated record. Gene Ontology annotation, biological process: carotene catabolic process.
CACAGAUCCGGCCAUCUAUAGAGUUCAGGACAAAUAACCAGAAGAUUUCAGCCAUUACUAGAGACCGUGUUUUGUAUUGCUCUCAAACCACAUGUCGUAUUGACUAAUUCAUUCUGUUUUCUCCAAUCUCUCCUCAAAUCACAAUGGCCCACAUAUUUGACGUUGCACCUCUUAUCGAUACCGGAUAUAUUAACGGGAAAAAGGUCGGCAGCCAAGUGAAAUAUCCAAACACUGGUACUUUCAGCGGGUUCAACAAACCAUUUCGCUUGGAGGGCGACAUCUUUGACCUUGAAGUAUCAGGAAGCAUCCCACCAGAGAUCAAUGGGACAUUUUAUCGAGUUCAACCUGAUCAUCGAUUUCCUCCCGUCUUUGAAGAUGACAUCCACUUUAAUGGAGACGGCAAUAUCACUGCUAUACGCAUUCAAAAUGGUCAUGCAGACUAUAAGCAGCGAUAUGUCAGAACCGACAGGUUUUUGGCAGAGACUAAGGCACGAAGAAGCUUAUUUGGGAGAUAUCGCAAUCCCUUUACGGAUUCUGAGUUGGUGAAAUCUGUCAUCAGAACAUCAGCAAACACCAAUAUCACCUUCUGGAGGGGGAUGCUUCUAGCCUCGAAAGAAGACGGCCCGCCAUACGCAAUGGAUCCAGUGACACUGGAAACCAUUGGCCGUUAUGAUUUCGAGGGGCAGAUCCAAUCUCCAACAAUGACUGCUCAUCCUAAAUUCGAUCCGGAAACUGGUGAAAUGAUCUGCUUCGCUUAUGAAGCUGGCGGUAACGGAAACGAUGGAUCUCGUCAAAUUGCUGUCUGGACAAUCGAUGCAAAUGGUAUCAAGACAGAGGAAGCUUGGUACGAAGCUCCUUUCUGCGGUAUGAUCCAUGAUUGUGGGAUCAGCAAAAACUACGUCGUUCUGCCUAUGACGCCUCUCAAGUGCAACCCGGAUCGCCUUCAAAAAGGAGGUAACCAUUGGGCAUGGGAUCCCAAAGAAGACCAGUGGUAUGGCAUUGUCCCGCGGCGAAAUGGAAAGCCCGAGGACAUUAUCUGGUUCCGGUCUGAUAACGCAUUCCACGGUCACGUUGCAGGCUGCUACGAAAACGAAGACGGCAACAUCGUUUUCGAUCUUACUGUAGCAGACAGUAACGUCUUCUUCUUCUUCCCACCAGAGGACACACCGGCUGGUACCGUUGCAAAGCGGAACCGCUUGAACAGCCCUACCAAACGCUGGAUCUUCGAUCCCAAGAGUCCUUCAGGGACACGCGUACAGGCCAGUGAAGAGUGGGACACCAGUGGCGAGUUCUCCCGUAUCGAUGAUCGCUAUGUCACCAACAAGUACAAUCACUUCUGGCAAGCAAAGAUCGAUGGGUCUCGAGAGUACAACGCUGCUAAAUGCGGUUCACCAGCUGGAGGACUCUUCAACUGCCUGGCUCACUAUACAUGGGAUGAGAGAACAGAAGAUAUCUACUGGGCCGGCCCUUGUGCUACGUUCCAAGAACCGUCAUUCAUACCCAAGAAAGAUGGCGCAGAGGGUGAGGGUUGGUUGAUUGCAUUGUUGAACCAUCUUGAUGUUCUGCGCAAUGAUGUAGUCAUCUUUGAUGCACAGAACCUAGCUGCAGGUCCUGUAGCUACGAUUCAUCUGCCCAUGAAGCUCCGUCUUGGACUUCAUGGUAACUUUGUGGAUCAGACGGAUAUAGAGGAGUGGCAGGUGAGACGACAGCCUGGUGGGGAUGUUGGUCCCGUGAGGCCGGCUGAGAAACCAUUGCCCUGGCAGUCGGAAGCUGACAGCAUAUGAGUAUUGGCUGGUCAUUUGUGGGAAGAACCGGACUCUUCGGCUAUGUUAAGGUUGCAUGAAUUACUGAUCACUGGACUUGUCUAUGGUGAUAGUGCAUUUUAUAGUUAAGCUUUCCCUUUAUAAAUACUUAAUGCAAGUUAAAGUUACA